Messenger RNA from Asterias rubens (European starfish), 1062 nucleotides. Its product is annotated as cell death-inducing p53-target protein 1 homolog. The record is from RefSeq and is a predicted model, not a curated record. Lineage: Eukaryota; Metazoa; Echinodermata; Asteroidea; Forcipulatida; Asteriidae. The transcript is spliced from 4 exons. Gene Ontology annotation, molecular function: zinc ion binding. The coding region runs from base 237 to 845 and encodes 202 amino acids.
ACGAUACGCAUAACAAUUGACGACACAUAGUUGCAUGCUAUGCUAGGCAUUUCGAUAUCAGCAGAGAGCCUUUUUCAAAGGCUUACAUGUUGCAUAAUCAACCCUGUUGGUAAGACCUAAGACCAUCUUGCUCUAUGGUAAGACCCCAUCCGAAGACGAGUAUAACAGGUAACUUAUAAGAACACUGCAAAACUAACUUGUGCAUUUCAGUAUAUUCAGGCGUUGAGGGAAAUACCAUGGAGAGUAAAGAAGUUCCUGCAGAUGUCGGCCAAGCAAAUACUCAAGAGUACCCUGGCGGUCCCGUGAGACAAGGUGCCCCGAUGCCGGUUACAGGCCCGGCUCCAUAUCCGGCUGCGUAUUCGGGCCCGCCUCCACCCCAUGAAGGCUACCCGAUGCAACCUCCACAACAAGGGGCCUACCCGAUGCAACCUCCACAACAAGGGGCCUACCCGAUGCAACCUCCACCCCAAGAGGGCUACCCGAUGCAGCCUCCACAACAGGGGGACUACCCAAUGAAUCCUCCUCCUGUGUACACCGCGGCGGCCCAGCCUGUUCCUGGUUCAGUACCACCACCAGUGCCACCAGGCUACGCUAAUACACUGGUGAUAAGACCAAAUUUCUCUGUACUUCCAUGUACUAUGAAUUGUCCCAACUGCAACAACUUAGUCACUACGGUAACUCACAAAGAGAUUGGUUUAAUGGUGUGGCUGAUGGUUGGUGGGAUGAUCCUAGUUGGACUGUGGCUUGGAUGUUGCCUGAUCCCGUUCUGCAUUGACGGUAUAAAGGACACGGUACACACCUGCCCUAAUUGCAAGCACACUUUGGGCAAGUUCACUCACAUGUAGUGGAAGAGCAAGAUUGACUUUUCAAAUCAAUCUGGAACGCUGUUGAUUUCACCUAAAUGGCUGGGUAUUUUAGAUAUGUAUAUAUUGUUUAAAAGAAAGUGUACAAUUCGUUAUGGUAAAAAUAAACUGCAAACACUUUUGACGCUAUUGGUAACUGUCCAAGACCAGUCUUCUCACUUGGUGUAUUUUAACAUAUACAUACAAUAACAAACCUGUG